CAUCUGUCAAAAUCUCUAACCUCUAAAAAUAUUACAUAAAAUUUGUGUAAAAUUUCACAUUGUAUUUAUUUAUUGCAAAUGUUGAAUUAAAAUUAGAAUUUUAUUGACAAAAGAGUACAAAAACAACUAAGAAGUUCAAACGAUCACCUCAUUAUAUUAUGUCCAGCUAUUAUUACUUAGACGUUGCACUUAAAUUCCAGGACAAAACAGAAAACUUAGUUCUCACUCCAGCCUACUUCAAAGGAAGUAUCGAUCAAUCUUUGCGUAGUGUUUUUGGCGAAAUUGGUGGUCUAACUGAAGUGGAUAUAUUUAAAUUUGAUUUGGCGAACCAACGAGCUAUAAUAAGAGUACCGGAAGACUACUACGUCAAGACACGGGCAGCAAUCACUUUGAUCUCUAAAUUUCAAGACAUUCGUUGUCAUUUUCAAGUGAAAAAGGCAUCUCCAAUUCUAUUACAACUUCUUUCGUCCAACAUAGAAUUUUAAUAAGCAAUAAAAUGUCUCUGUGUAAAUCUUUUGGCAA
Molecule: messenger RNA, 522 nt
Organism: Eupeodes corollae
Lineage: Eukaryota; Metazoa; Arthropoda; Insecta; Diptera; Syrphidae
Product: ribonuclease P protein subunit p14-like
Exons: 2
Coding region: 159-485 (108 amino acids)
Biological process (GO): tRNA 5'-leader removal
Cellular component (GO): ribonuclease P complex
Source: RefSeq, a predicted model, not a curated record